AUGAACCCCUACGUAUUUGCCAUCCUGCUUUCAAGUCUAGGAAUCGGAACCACCCUAACAUUUGCAAGCUCCCACUGACUCCUAGCAUGAAUAGGCCUAGAAAUCAACACACUAGCCAUUAUCCCACUAAUAGCACAACAACACCACCCCCGAGCAGUUGAGGCCACAACCAAGUACUUUCUAACCCAAGCAACGGCCGCAGCCAUAAUUUUAUUUGCUAGCACUACAAAUGCCUGAUUGACAGGAGAAUGAAACAUUCAAGAAAUAUCCAACCCCACAGCCCUAACCUUAAUCACCAUAGCCCUGGCCCUUAAAAUCGGACUUGCCCCCAUCCACUACUGAUUGCCAGAAGUAUUACAAGGCCUUGACCUCACCACAGGACUUAUCCUCUCUACCUGACAAAAACUAGCCCCAUUCGCCCUAAUUUACCAAAUCAGCCCAAUAAUAAACCCCACCCUUAUAAUCACCCUAGGCCUAGCCUCCACCAUCGUUGGCGGAUGAGGCGGAUUAAACCAAACACAACUACGAAAAAUCCUAGCAUACUCAUCCAUCGCUCACCUAGGCUGAAUAAUAGUUAUCAUACAAUACUCCCCCAGCCUCGCCAUACUUAACCUAACCCUCUACAUUAUCAUAACCACCGCAACUUUCCUGACAUUCAAAAAUGUGACCUCCACAAAACUAAACGCACUAGCCCUUACCUGAUCGAAAACCCCCAUAAUAACCACAAUAGCAAUAAUAACCCUACUUUCCCUAGGAGGCCUCCCUCCACUAACAGGCUUUAUACCCAAAUGACUCAUCCUACAAGAACUAACCAAACAAAACCUCCCCCUCACAGCAUCAAUCAUAGCUAUAGCCGCCCUACUCAGCCUCUUCUUCUACCUACGAAUAUGCUAUGCAAUAACCUUAACAAUCUCCCCCAACACUAACAACAACACCUCAACGUGACGCCAAAAAUCAUCACAGACUACCAUAACCCUCUCCAUCACCACCCUACUGGCACUAACAUUACUACCAACCACACCUACAAUUAUAGCCCUAAUAACAUA
Molecule: messenger RNA, 1046 nt
Organism: Polyodon spathula (Mississippi paddlefish)
Lineage: Eukaryota; Metazoa; Chordata; Actinopteri; Acipenseriformes; Polyodontidae
Source: the annotation of a RefSeq genome assembly